Molecule: messenger RNA, 3642 nt
Organism: Parascedosporium putredinis
Lineage: Eukaryota; Fungi; Ascomycota; Sordariomycetes; Microascales; Microascaceae
Source: the annotation of a GenBank genome assembly
AUGCUCACCAAGUUCGAGUCCAAGUCCUCUCGGGCGAAGGGCAUCGCUUUUCACCCCAAGCGCCCAUGGAUUCUAGUGUCUCUCCAUUCCUCUACCAUUCAGCUGUGGGAUUACCGCAUGGGAACCCUUAUUGAUCGGUUCGAAGAGCACGAUGGUCCUGUUCGAUCUGUCGACUUCCACAACACCCAGCCGCUUUUCGUGUCUGGAGGUGACGACUACAAGAUCAAAGUCUGGUCCUAUCAGAGCCGACGAUGUCUCUUUACACUGAAUGGCCACUUGGAUUACGUUCGUACAGUCUUCUUUCACCAUGAACUGCCUUGGAUCCUUUCCGCGUCCGACGACCAAACAAUCAGGAUAUGGAACUGGCAGAACCGGUCUCUGAUUUGCACAAUGACUGGCCAUAACCACUACGCGAUGUGUGCGCAGUUUCACCCCAAGGAGGAUCUUGUAGUUUCCGCCUCCCUCGAUCAGUCCGUUCGAGUUUGGGAUAUCUCAGGGCUACGAAAGAAGCACUCCGCGCCUACCUCCAUGUCUUUUGAGGAACAGGUUUCUCGUGCGAAUCAAAACCAGGCCGACAUGUUUGGGAAUACCGAUGCGGUAGUAAAGUUUGUUCUAGAGGGCCAUGAUAGGGGCGUGAACUGGGUCGCGUUCCACCCAACGAUGCCCCUUAUCGUUUCUGCAGGCGACGAUAGGCUUGUGAAACUCUGGCGUAUGAGUGAGACCAAGGCCUGGGAGGUAGAUACGUGUCGCGGACAUUUCCAGAACGUAUCUGCUUGCCUAUUCCAUCCUCACCAGGAUUUAAUCCUCUCCGUAGGCGAGGAUAAAACUAUACGUGUCUGGGACUUGAACAAGCGAACCGCCGUUCAAUCCUUCAAGAGGGAGAAUGAUCGCUUCUGGGUCGCUGCCGCUCACCCUGAGAUUAACCUCUUCGCUGCGGGCCACGACAACGGAGUGAUGGUCUUCAAGCUCGAACGCGAGCGCCCGGCAUCAGCCAUCUUCCAAAAUACGCUUCUCUACAUCACCAAAGACAAGCACAUCAAGUCCUACGACUUCAAGAAGAAUGCAGAGAGUCCGACGAUGUUGGUCCUCAAGAAAUUAGGAAACCCGUGGACUCCUCCCCGAACCUUGUCAUACAACCCGGCUGAUCAGUCUAUACUCGUGACCUCUCCGGCCGACGGAGGCUCUUACGAGCUUCUCAAGCUUCCUCGCGAUGGGUCAGGUGCCAUUGAGUCGACUGACUCGAAACGGGGCAAUGGCAACUCGGCCAUAUUUGUCGCUCGCAACCGAUUCGCAGUGCUAAACACUGCUGCGCAAACCAUUGACAUCAAGGACCUUUCCAACAAUGUGACUCGCUCUUUCAAGCCUCCUCACGGCACCACCGAUAUCUAUUUUGGUGGUACGGGAAACCUCCUUAUUAUUGCCCCGACGGCUGUUUACCUCUACGAUAUUCAACAGAAGAAGACUGUUGCCGAGCUCGCCGUCAACGGCGUCAAGUAUGUCGUGUGGUCCAACGACGGCAGAAUAGCCGCUCUUCUAAGCAAGCACAACAUCACCAUCGUAUCCAAAGCGCUCGAGCAGCUCAGCACCCUACACGAGACCAUCCGAAUCAAGAGCGCUACCUGGGACGAUGCAGGCGUGCUGCUAUAUUCCACUUUGAACCACGUCAAGUAUGCACUCCUCAACGGUGACAACGGCAUUGUUCGUACUCUCGACCAAACUGUCUACCUUGUCCGCGUCCAGGGCCGCAACGUCUACUGCCUGGAUCGAUACGCCAAGCCAAGGGUUCUCCACAUUGAUCCGACCGAGUACCGCUUCAAACUUGCCCUUGUCAAGCGCAAUUACGAAGAGAUGCUUCAUAUCAUCCGGACCUCGAGCCUCGUUGGCCAGUCCAUCAUCUCCUACCUGCAGAAGAAGGGAUAUCCCGAGAUUGCCCUCCAGUUUGUGCAAGACCCGACUACUCGCUUUGAACUCGCUAUCGAGUGCGGUAAUUUGGAUGUUGCCGUCGAAAUGGCAAAGGAGCUAGAUAAGCCCAAACUCUGGUCUCGGCUAGGCAACGAGGCCCUGGCACACGGCGCUCAUCAGAUUGUUGAGAUGUGCUACCAAAAGCUCAAGCAGUUUGACAAAUUGUCCUUCCUAUACCUUGCCACCGGUGAUAGUGCUAAGCUCGCUAGAAUGGCGAAGAUUGCCGAGCACCGUGGCGAUUACACGUCGCGCUUCCACAAUGCCCUUUAUCUCGGCGAUGUGGAGGAUCGCAUCCAGAUGCUCAAGGAAAUUGACCUCUAUCCCUUGGCAUAUGUGACCGCGAAGUCUCAUGGCCUCGAAGAUGAAUGCCAAGCCAUUCUUGAGGCCACGGGUCUCACAGAAGAGGAGCUCGCAAUUCCUAGCGUUGGCAAGGGUCUCACACCUCCCCAGCCUGUCGUCCCCACUUACAAAGCAAACUGGCCUACGAAGGCAACUUCGCAGUCCUUCUUCGAGAAGGCACUCCUUGGUCAAGUUGAGGGUCUCUCUCUUGACGACGAGCCGGUUGAGGGAGAGCCUAUGGACGAAGAUGAGGAUGAAACCACUCAGAAGCGAAACGGGGCCGCUGCCAAUAUCGAUGAUGAUGAGGAUGUCGCAGGUUGGGAUAUGGGCGACGACAUCGUUCCUGAGCUCGAGAGCGAUUUUGUCAAUGUGGAAAGCACCGAUGCUGCCGGCGCGGGAAGCAGCGAGGCGGAGAUGUGGGCUCGCAACUCUCCUCUCCCAGUUGACCACGUUGCAGGUGGCUCGUUUGAGUCCGCGAUGCAGCUCCUCAAUCGCCAAGUCGGUGCUGUAAACUUUGCACCGCUCAAGCCUAGAUUCUUAGAGGUAUACUCGGCGUCGAAAACCUAUCUCCCCGCCACCUCGGGCCUGCCCGCCCUUGUCAACUACGUCCGCCGCACAGUUGAGGAAGACGACCCCAGGCAGGUUCUUCCCAUCGUUCCUCGUAGCCUUGAGCAUCUGGCGACCAAUGAACUGCAAAAGGGCUAUGACGCCAUGAAGACCAACAAGCUCGAAGACGGUAUUCGCUUCUUCAAGGAUAUUCUCCACGCCGUUUUGAUCAAUGCGGUCUCAAGCGAAAGUGAAGUCGAGGAAGCGAAGAAGCUCAUCUCAUCAGCUAGCGAAUACGCCGUGGCGAUGUCAAUUGAGCUCAGCAGGAGGAAAUUGGGUUCUCCUGAUGAGGUGGCGAAGAACCCCCAAUUGCUCAAGCGCAGUUUGGAGCUGUCCGCGUACUUUACCAUCCCCAAGAUUGAGGUUCCUCAUCGCCAACUAGUAUUGGGGAGUGCGAUGCAGCAGGCAUUCCGCAACAAGAACUUUGGCUUAGCAUUGAGCUUUGCAAACAGAAUUCUUGCCAACGGGGGCUCGAGCCGGAUCGUUGAGAACGCCACCAAAACAAAGAAACAGUGCGAACGCAACCCGAAUGAUGCCAUCGAGAUUGAAUUCGACCAGUUCGCGGAGUUCGACGUGUGCGCAGCUAGCCACACCCCCAUCUAUAGCGGAACCUCUUUCGAGGAAUGCGCGUUCGACGGGUCAAAGUAUCAUUCCAAGUACAAGGGUCAGGUCUGCAAGGUCUGCGAGGUCUGCGAGAUUGGAAAGCACGGCAGUGGUCUCAAGCUCUUCUUCUAA